CGGCCCCUCCCCUCGGCUCUUUCCGUCUGUAUCUCUGCCUUCUUUCUCUCACUGGAACACAUGAGAUUCUCCUCCCGAAACCUGAACCGCAGCAGCAGAGGCACCGACCCCCCUCCCCACACGCGCACACAACAUGGCUACAAUCGUAACCUCGACCAGGUUUACGGACGAGUAUCAGCUUUACGAAGAGCUGGGAAAGGGCGCGUUCUCCGUGGUGCGGAGAUGUGUGAAGAAAUCCACUGGCCAGGAAUAUGCUGCUAAAAUUAUUAACACAAAGAAACUGUCAGCAAGAGAUCACCAGAAACUGGAACGUGAAGCUCGAAUCUGCCGUCUACUCAAGCACCCCAAUAUCGUUCGGCUCCAUGAAAGUAUCUCAGAAGAGGGUUUCCAUUACCUGGUGUUUGACCUUGUGACUGGGGGGGAGUUGUUCGAGGAUAUCGUCGCCAGAGAGUAUUACAGUGAAGCUGACGCAAGCCAGUGCAUCAAUCAGAUCCUGGAGAGCGUCAAUCAUAUUCACCAGCAUGACAUUGUGCACAGAGACCUUAAGCCUGAGAACCUGCUGUUGGCCAGCAAGAUGAAGGGUGCAGCAGUGAAAUUGGCUGAUUUUGGGCUGGCCAUCGAGGUGCAGGGUGACCAACAGGCCUGGUUUGGUUUUGCAGGCACACCUGGCUACCUGUCUCCAGAGGUCUUGAGAAAAGAUCCCUACGGGAAACCUGUGGACAUCUGGGCCUGUGGUGUAAUCCUGUAUAUUCUACUAGUGGGUUACCCUCCAUUUUGGGAUGAAGAUCAACAUAAGUUAUACCAGCAGAUCAAGGCAGGAGCUUAUGAUUUUCCAUCCCCGGAGUGGGAUACCGUUACCCCCGAGGCCAAGAACCUCAUUAACCAAAUGUUGACCAUCAACCCUGCCAAGAGGAUCACCUCGGAGCAGGCCCUUAAGCACCCAUGGGUCUGCCAACGGUCCACAGUGGCAUCCAUGAUGCACCGUCAGGAGACAGUGGAGUGCUUGCGCAAGUUCAACGCCCGCAGAAAACUCAAGGGAGCCAUUUUGACCACUAUGCUGGUUUCUAGGAACUUCUCAGUGGGUCGGCAGCAUACCAGCCCUGCUGCUCCCACCACAAGCACUGCCGCUCUUGCACAGGAAGCAUGCAAAAGUUUACUGAAAAAGGCAGACGGAGUCAAGCCCCAGACAAACAACACUAAAAACAGUGUAGUGAGCGCUGUAGUGAACGCCAUGAAAGAAAGCAACACAGCCGCCUCUGCACCAAUGGAGCCACAAACUACAGUUGUGCACAACCCUGCAGAUGGACCCAAGGGCUCCACAGAGAGCUGCAACACCACUGAGGAAGAAGAUAUGAAAGGUAGGAGAGCCGAGAGCGUGCAGGGGGCGAGCUGUGACAGUGCCGUGAUGAGUCAGUGCAGUGCCGGGGACGAGCCGCCCGUUCUGGUGGCUUCACCGCAGGGUUCUCCAGCCACCGUCCCCGUGCAUGACUGUAAACGCUUGGCAUGGAACAGUUCAGGACAUGCCUCAUGUUCAGAGUUAGAGCGCACACAGUCCAGCCCCUGUGCUGGAGGUCAUGGGGUCAGCGGUAUCCCAACAGCCAAUGGGGCCGCAGCUCGUAAGCAAGAGAUUAUAAAGAUCACCGAGCAGUUGAUCGAAGCCGUCAACAAUGGAGACUUUGAAGCGUACACAAGAAUCUGUGAUCCUGGUCUGACCUCCUUCGAGCCUGAAGCUCUUGGGAACCUAGUGGAGGGGAUGGACUUCCACAAGUUUUAUUUCGAGCACUUGUUAAGUAAGAACAACAAACCCGUGCACACCACUAUCCUGAACCCUCACGUUCACCUAAUCGGUGAAGACGCCGCCUGCAUCGCGUACAUCCGGCUGACGCAGUACAUCGACAGCCAGGGGCGCCCGAGCAGCUGCCAGUCGGAGGAGACCCGCGUCUGGCACCGCCGCGAGAGCAAGUGGCUUAACGUCCACUUCCAUUGCUCGGGGGCACCUGCCGCCCCAUUACAGUGAACCGCAUGGGACGCAGCUUGCCUGGAUUCUCAAGACAAUGGGAACGUUUCUUCUUUGUGGCCGGACGGGCACAUGAAGGCCAGCUGGAUGACAGCUCUUAAAGUUACAGACACACCAGUGAGGAACUCUUAACAACAUCCAGUUCAACUGUCAACACCACCUAUCCUGUCCAAUCUUUGACCAACGGGAGCUGGCCGCGGCCGCGCCCGAGGGACGGUGCAUGUAUCUGACGCCCACAUGGGGGUGCUGUUUUGUCCUUUUCCCAUGGAACCAUCUUUUUUUGCCCGUUAAAGAUGUUCAGAAGGUGUUGUACGUACUGAUCUAUGAAUUCAUGAAUAUACUGUAUAUUGUAAAAAAUCACUAGCUGAAACAGAAGCUACAAUCAAGUUCGAAAAGCAUUUAUGUAAGUAAAACAUGUUGGGAGGGGGCGUGUCGCGGGGGGAUUCGAAAGUCACAAAAUGGAAACACUGCUCAAGUUUACAAGGUCUCGUACACCUCAUCUUGUACACUUUGCAGGUUUUGCAUCCAAAAUCGUAAGACGAGAAUGAGUCCGCUGAGUGACAGAUAAAUCAUUCGGAAGUUCUUCAUAUCAAAAAGGAAAAGAACCAAAGUGUAGUUUUUAGUCUUUUUAAGGACCGUUUCUGUUUGGUGUUGGUUUUCUUUACGUAACCGGGGCCUGAGACGGUUUGUACGGCUCCGGUGUUAGUAUUUUCCUGCGUUCAUGUGGAACUCUCUAUUUUCCUUGAUUUUUCUUCCAUGUAACAAAGUAUUUCUGUGUUCGGUUUGAAUUUUUAAAACUUGUAUUUUUUAAGUUAACCUUAAUAAUAGAUCUCUAAAGAUAUCCUGAUAUAUUUAAAGGAGAUUAAAGACUCGCCAUCGAGGUUAAGGGUAAGAUGUAGUUUCCGACCGCGCGAUGUAUGUGUGCGUGAGAUGGAAGGUAAUAGAAAUGUAAUCUUAUAUAGGUUUAAUAAGUUUACUCCUGCUUCAAGUGCAUAUGAAGAAAGUAUGAAAGCCCUCAGAAACAGACCAACUGGUUUACAGCACAAUUCCAAAUACAGACCAAAAUAUUCGGACCUACGGUUUUAAACGGUCACAGUAGAGUCGUCCACUGUCUCUAAAUAGAUCAGAUCUGAUCUUCAACGGCCCAUCUGAUUUUAAAGAGAACACGUCAUUUUACAAACUACGUUAUAAAUAAAAAUAGCUGAUGUUAGUUGUUGAGAAUGGGGCUUUGAGCGGUGUUUUGAAUCUUCUUGACGUACAGUACCAUCACACACACACACACAGUUGUUAUCGUAAAAGUGUGUGGUUGUUUUAGUAACGUUUGAUGUGUCUGAACCACCCUGUCCUCAAUGUCGUCGUGCUUCAUGUUGGUGACGGGUGUCAAAGCUGUAAAUACACGAGGAGCGGGAGCUCUGGAAACACUUUGCCAUAGUUACGUUGUUUAAAAAUCACCAUUUUAAUGUUUGUACGAUUCUGAUUCACAGAAAUCUGUCUGUUGGUUUUCAUCACAAACUAUGUUACGUUUUACGGCACUGACUAUUUAAACAGCGUUUUAAUAUAACUGUUACUUAACUGUUAGAAGUGAGGGUUUGAGUUUUGUGAGUGAUGCAUUUGAAGCGUUUGUAGUUGCAGGAAUGUUCCUAGAUGCAUUGUUUUUGUCUUUAGAUGCUAGAUUUUAGUUUCAGAGGCAGUUUAUUGUGAAAACAAAAGACGACUUUACCCCCUCGGAGCACACAUUGGUCUUUUGUAUCGACAACGUUUCCGGUCUGUAAAUAUAUGUAGUGUUCACACACCCCUCAUCGUGUGCUGGGCUUCGCGACAUAUCAGAUCUGUAUAUCUGCACGUGUGUAAGUGUGCGCGCGCGCGUUUGUUACCUUUACGACAGCGUCCUUUAACGUAGUGAUGUCGUCAGAUUGUGACGCUUUGAUUACGUCUUUUGCUCUAUUUCUUGUAUUUUUUUAUUUUAUUUCCUCGUUUUUGUUAUAUGGGGGAAUGCUGCCUUGCCUGGCAAAACUACAACUACACUCUCUUUACUAGUUUUUGUUAAUCCAUACCUUUCUUUACAUGGUCGACAUCUUCAACUCCAUGAAAGCGAAAAUGAAUGAUGGCAACGAGAAGACACUAGAAUUAGAGAAAUAGACGUCCACCCCUUGAAAUCUUGGUAUACAUAUUGGGUCAGAAUGGAUAAAGAUUCUUCUGGCCCACCCGUCCAGACACAGGAGAAAUCAAACACACCGGCGGAUGUGCAUGUCUACUUUUCUUGGUAAAUCUUUUUUUCCACUGUUGCGUGUUUACUUGAUCAAAAAAGAGAAAAUAUGUCAUAGUAUUUGCAUCUCGACAUGAAAACAAAUCCAUUGGGAAUUAUGCGACAUACCAUAUUUAAAACGAUAAAAAUUAGAAAAUAGUGAUAAAAAUAUAUAUAUAUAUAUAAAAGAAAAGCCUCUGCUUGGUAUGCUCCCCUCAUUCUAAGUAACUCUAUUGCAUUGUAAUGGUAUACUAUUGGGCUUCGUAUAUACUCGGAGUUUAAACAUGGAUGCUGGAUUUUGCAUGAUCAUACAUUUAAUAAAACCAUGAAAUGACAACUA
Triplophysa dalaica is the source of this 4602-nucleotide messenger RNA. RefSeq names its product calcium/calmodulin-dependent protein kinase (CaM kinase) II gamma 1 (gene camk2g1). Lineage: Eukaryota; Metazoa; Chordata; Actinopteri; Cypriniformes; Nemacheilidae. The record is from RefSeq and is a predicted model, not a curated record. Gene Ontology annotation, biological process: protein phosphorylation. The transcript is spliced from 23 exons. Gene Ontology annotation, cellular component: neuron projection; cytoplasm. Gene Ontology annotation, molecular function: ATP binding; calmodulin binding; calcium/calmodulin-dependent protein kinase activity. The coding region runs from base 134 to 2017 and encodes 627 amino acids.